Molecule: messenger RNA, 1806 nt
Organism: Magnolia sinica
Lineage: Eukaryota; Viridiplantae; Streptophyta; Magnoliopsida; Magnoliales; Magnoliaceae
Product: vacuolar protein sorting-associated protein 26A-like
Exons: 14
Coding region: 429-1334 (301 amino acids)
Biological process (GO): intracellular protein transport; retrograde transport, endosome to Golgi
Cellular component (GO): retromer complex; endosome
Source: RefSeq, a predicted model, not a curated record
UUUUACCCAAAUCCACCCUUUUUAAUACUGUGAAGAGGACCGUGAGAGGUUUUUCUCACAGCUUCGAAAGCGGUUUUUCUGAAAAUACUUGCCUUGUACUGUACGACUUCUGAGGAAAAGGGGGAGUGGAAAAGCGGUUUCCCGAAGCAGUUUUCAGGUGACUUGCUAGCUUAAGCUUGGUGGUCCAUCUUGGGACAUGAAUGCUCUUCAAUUUUUGAGUUUGUGUGCGCUCUAUGAAUGCCCUGUGGAUUUUCCAGGUCGCACUGAACUCUCCUUCGGUGGCACCGAACCGGGCUUUGGUUGGACCUAAGUGUUGAGUUGAAUUAUAUUUGAAAAUCAUUGUUUCUCGCUGGACUGUUCUGUGCACAUUCGGUCGGACUGAACCAACCUCAGAAUCAGUCCUUGGAUCAGUAUUUGAUUGUUAAAGCAUGAAUUACCUUAUUGGAGCAUUUAAGUCACCAUGUAACAUUUCAAUCACAUUUUCCGAUGGAAGAACUCGCAAGAAGGCUUCCUUAAAGAAGGAAAAUGGUCAAACGGCAAUGGUCCCUCUUUUUCAAAGUCAAGAAAACAUUGCUGGGGAGGUCUCUAUAGAACCAAUUCAAGGGAAAAAGGUUGAGCACAAUGGUGUCAAAAUUGAGCUUCUUGGCCAGAUAGAGCUGUACUUUGACAGAGGAAACUUCUAUGAUUUUACCUCCCUCGUGCGCGAACUGGAUGUCCCUGGUGACAUGUAUGAAAGGAAAACAUACCCAUUUGAAUUUUCUACAGUGGAGAUGCCAUAUGAGUCAUACAAUGGGGUGAAUGUAAGGCUUAGGUAUAUUCUAAAAGUGACGAUCAGUCGUAACUAUGUCAGCAACAUUGUGGAGUAUCAGGAUUUCUUGGUUCGCAACUAUACACCACUUCCGUCAAUCAACAACAGCAUUAAGAUGGAAGUUGGAAUUGAAGAUUGCCUGCACAUUGAGUUUGAGUACAAUAAAAGCAAAUAUCACCUGAAGGAUGUUAUCAUUGGCAAAAUAUAUUUUCUCCUGGUAAGAAUCAAGAUAAAACAUAUGGAGCUUGAGAUUAGACGUCGGGAAUCGACAGGAUCGGGGCCUAACACAUACGUUGAGACGGAGACCCUUGCAAAGUUUGAGUUAAUGGAUGGUGCUCCCGUCAGAGGUGAAUCGAUCCCAAUCCGACUGUUUUUGAGCCCAUAUGAACUGACACCGACAUAUCGCAACAUUAAUAACAAGUUUAGCGUGAAAUACUAUUUGAAUCUUGUUCUUGUGGAUGAAGAGGACCGGCGCUAUUUCAAGCAGCAGGAGAUUACCAUGUAUCGCCUUCUAGAGACUUCUUGAUUUCUGGGGCUUGCAAGCUUGGCAUUCCAUCUGAGAAAAGGAAAGGGAAAAAAAAAAAAAAACGUACAACACCACCUUUAGGGCCCGUUUGGAUACCACCGAAUAAGUUACUUUUUCUACUUACAGCAGUAGAUAAGUAACUUAUUUCAGACAAUUUUGGUUUAUGAUCAGUUGCACAUAGUUUUUUUACUUGAAAAAGUACCUAAAUCACUUCAGUUAAAUUUUUUUAAAAAGCUUUUCUACUUUUCAUAAGUUCGCUGAAGAGAUGCAUCAAGAGAGAUGAAAGAGAGGAGAAGCUGAUAAGUAUGUUUUUUUCCCAAACAUACUUAUCUUCUUAGUAAGUAGAAAUUAAGAUAAGCUACUUGUGGCAUAAGUAACUUGUCUUAAGCAACUUACUAUCCAAACGCCCCCUUAAUUUAAUAGGGAGCUUAUUUCAGUUUUAAGAUGGCUGUUUUGGCUGUUGUUUUGUCUA